Molecule: messenger RNA, 1220 nt
Organism: Eucalyptus grandis
Lineage: Eukaryota; Viridiplantae; Streptophyta; Magnoliopsida; Myrtales; Myrtaceae
Product: probable carboxylesterase 2
Exons: 2
Coding region: 38-1057 (339 amino acids)
Molecular function (GO): hydrolase activity
Source: RefSeq, a predicted model, not a curated record
AGAUUGCAAUCUCUCUCUCUCCCUCUCUCUCUCUCUCAUGGAGCCACACAGCAAUUCAAGCAAAUCGGAAGUGGCCUUCGAGUGGCCUUCGAUUAUUCGAGUUUACAAAGACGGCCGCGUCGAGAGGUUCUUUGAAACCGACGUCGUCCCGCCGUCCACCGACCCCGAAACCGGCGUUUCAUGUAAGGACGUCACCAUCCCCGUCGCUGCCGCUGCUGCCGCCCCUUCCAAGCCCUCCUCCCACGUCGUCUCCGCUCGCCUCUUCCUCCCGAAACUCGCCGACUCCCGAAAGCUCCCCCUCCUUAUCUACUUCCACGGUGGAGGGUUCUUCGUCUCCUCCCCGUUCUCCGCUGUUUACCACAACUACCUCAAAGCCGUGGUCGCGGAGGCCAACGUCAUCGCGGUGUCGGUGAACUACGGGAAGGCCCCAGAGCACCCGAUACCGGCGGCUUACGAGGACUCCUGGGCUGCAAUCCAGUGGGCAGCUUCGCACCGCGACGGUGAUGGCCCGGAGGCUUGGUUGAACGAGCACGCGGACUUUGGGAGGGUGUUCUUGUCCGGAGAAAGCGCAGGUGCCAACAUUGCUCACAACAUGGCGAUGGUGGCCGGAAAACCCGAGCGUGGGCUAAACAUCCGGCUUCUUGGAGUUGCUCUAGUCCAUCCUUAUUUCUGGGGUUCCAGUCCGAUCGGGCCGGAGGCACUGCAUCCGGAUAAGAGGGCCGAACUGGAUUGGAUAUGGCCUUUUGUCUGCCCGUCUACGCCGGACAGCGAUGAACCGUGGAUCAACCCGAUGGCCGACGGAGCCCCGAGGUUGGCGGGGCUCGGGUGCAGGAGGGUGCUGGUGUGCGUGGCCGAGAAGGAUUUAUUAAGGGACAGAGGGCGGCUGUACCGUGAGGUGCUGGGCGGGAGCGGGUGGGCGGGCGUGGCGGAGAUGAUGGAGACGGAAGGGGAGGGUCACGCGUUUCAUUUGUAUGACUUGGGAGGGGAGAAAGCUAAGGAUCUGAUCCGGCGGCUGGCGACUUUCUUCAAUGGAGAUAUGUCGCCCUUGAUGUCUUAAUCACGAAAAGGCUUGAAUUAAUGUCCCACUACGUGGAAAAUGAGGUGGAAUGUUUUUGUCGAGAGCAAGUAUGAAUGGACAUCUUCACAAAUACGGCGUUAUGCCGUAAUCAAGAACAAUUUUGUCGUAAAUUUGAGAAAUUACGACGUCAUUAUAAUGUUUA